AAUCGUCACUCAAACGCCAUCUAAUCCAAGAUCUAGCCAAAGGACACCUAAUCCUAGUCGUCAACACAGAAAUAAAAGAGACAGCUUUGAUGAUCCGGAAGAAAAAAUUUUUAAAGAAAAUCCCCUUCAUUUCGUUAGUCCAGAAUAUGCACAAAAAUGUAUAGAUAAUGAUGAUUACGAUAUAUAUCCUCCUGAAGUCGCCCAGGAAAUCUUAGAUAAAUUGUAA
Molecule: messenger RNA, 226 nt
Organism: Acaulospora colombiana
Lineage: Eukaryota; Fungi; Glomeromycota; Glomeromycetes; Diversisporales; Acaulosporaceae
Source: the annotation of a GenBank genome assembly